CAGCAGCAACAUCAGCAGCAGCAUCAGUACAACACUUUGCAGUACGGGCGUGGCUGCACAGCCCCGCCCCCUCUUACAGCUCCACAUAAUCGCAGCAUGGACCAGCUCGAGUCCAGCUCCGAUCAGAUACAAUAUAAUCUAAGCAAUUGCUUUCCCAAAAGCUACACCGAGUACUACCAGCAACAUCAUCAGCAACAGCAGCAAUCACAGCAGCAGCAGCAACAUCAGCAGCAACCCUCGCAGCAACAGUCGCAAAAGUUUCACACGAACUCCGCAUCGAAUGCCCAACUGCUGAAUGCCAUCGAGCACGACUAUCAGCCCACCUAUGCGGUGGUUGAGCGUGUGCCACCGCCACCGCCGGCGCCUAGCUCAGCGCUGCUCAACACGAACCCCUUCCUCGCCGCSAGCAACUUUAAGAAAUACGAUGCGGCCGGGGACGAGCUGCUGGGCAGCAUGCAGCGCAGCAAGCGCGGCAAGGUGGGCAGCCUGCUGGAUCGCAUCGAUGUGGACAAGAAAUUCUACUCACUGAAGUUUCCCAAUGGCGGCAACAAGCUGAAGAAGCCCGCCUACAAUCUGAACAGCUCGCUGGGCGUGGCAGCAACAUCGACAGCGCAACAGCCGAAAUGCAAGCGGCAUCAUUCCUUUGCUGGUGGUAGCCAUGGCGAUAUUGAAUCCAACGGCAAGCCCCUGCGCCUCUAUGAUCCGCCCGUCUACGAGAAUGUGGCGGACAAGUGCGGCAACGAGCUAGACCUGGAUCUAGAUCUCGAUGUGGGCGGUGACGGCAGCAGCAGCAGCAUGCCGGCUGGCCAUCACACACUCAACAUGAAUCACCAUAGUCUUAAGCACAAUCUCAGUCUGGCCACGGUGCAGCUGCACUCGCAGCCGRCUGCUGUCGUCUCGGCGAGCCACAAGAAGAAACAUCACCAUCGCCAGCACCAGCAAAAGGCUGAUGCAUCCGGCGCCGGUGCUGCUGAUUUCCAGCUGAUGGAGCCCGAACGCCUCAGCAUCUAUCGCAGCGAUUCGGGCAUAUCGAAUAGCUCCUAUGAGUCGCAGCUGCCGGCGCUGGGCCAGCGCACGCCCAAGCCGCACAAAGCGUCCGCAGCGGGCCUCAAUCUCACACGCAAGCCGCUCUACAUGAAUGUGGAGGGCCAGCAGCAGCAGCACCAGCAGCAGCAGCAGCAAUUGGCACGUGCCGGCUCACCAGCCCAUAUUAAUUCGUCCUAUGAAUCGGCCUCGUCGGCGCCCGUCACAGAUCCCACCUCGCUCAGCUCAUCCAAUUCGCUUUAUAGCAGCGGCAUUGGCACCGUGAGCUCACGCUGCAAUCGCCAUCCACAACAGCAGCAGCAACAGCAACAGCAGCAGCAGCAGCAUCAUCAGAGGCAGCCAACGCCGGAAAUCACAACACCCGAGGAUUACGAACAAUAUCAGCUGGGCCAUCAGCCAGCACAUUCCGCUUCCAUGCUGUCCGUUGCCAGCAGCCUAAGUGCCGCCAGUCGUGGCAAGUGCAAGCCCCCCAGCACACCAGCAGCAGCAGCAGCAGCAUCAGCGACAGCAGCAGCAACAAUGCAACAGCUGCCACAUCGAGUAGGUCCACAUGAGGUGCGUACAUUAGAUUUCGCUUAGGUUCCAGCCAGCCAUGCUGCGUCGCCCAUUAUCCCAGCGGCAGCAUGAGCCGUGCCCUGGGCUAUAUUUCACGCACUGGCUUCAAGCAGGUGCAACACUUUAAAUUUCGGGCUG
This is a messenger RNA of Drosophila arizonae, 1737 nucleotides long. It is a transcript of the gene nrm, whose product is annotated as neuromusculin. The record is from RefSeq and is a predicted model, not a curated record. Lineage: Eukaryota; Metazoa; Arthropoda; Insecta; Diptera; Drosophilidae.